UAUUUUUUUGUUAUGUUUUGUUUAUGUUGUUUACAGGUUAUCACGUGUUUCACAUUGUUUAAGUUUUUAGAAGUUUUAUUUAUUUAUAUUAACUGUAAACGUGUUAAAUUGUAAUAGUACUUUUUGAGCAGUUGAGAUCUUCGAGCAGUUUUUAUAGGUAGGUUUUUGUAUAUAUUUUAGGUUGUUAAGAGUUCCCUAACACUCAAUAUGAACAUAAUUUCCAAUUGUGUGGGGCCGUUAUCAAAGGAUUAUUUAUCAAAACUCCCCCAUCACGUGACGCCUUGCACAAAUCUUCAUAGAAUACUGCCUAGUAAAGAAGGGUCUGCCGGUAUUGAAGGGCUGCUGAAUAAAUCAUUCCCGUACUCGUCAUCCGUGCCAGUCCCUCUCAUUCCACUCACCGAAUCGACCCGAAGUGCUCUAAAUGGUCUUGACCCAACAAUAAGUUUGAUAAGGGAGAAAAUGAAAUGGCAAAUGAAAAAAGACAAAAUUAUAUCAACUGUGAGGAAAGACAAGAAACAUAUUAGUGAAAAGAAGAUUAAAAAAGCUAAGAAGGCCUCUGCAGGCAGACAGGUGGAAGUGCCACGAGGCGUUGCUGUUCUAGCUCAACAUUUGGACCGGGACCCAGACCCUUAUUUCUCCGGAGUACAUAACUGGUACUACACAGGAGGGACUCUAGCGACACUGAGUCUAGACGAGGAUUACUACCUGCUACAUGGCGCUCAGUCUCAAUUGAAUUACUCAAAGGUGGUUGGAGGAAAACAAGCAAAUACAUCUAGAGUAGAUCUUGAAAAUGAUGACCCAAUUUUUCAAAUUACUUCCAACUCAAAAGGUGCUGCCGUGAGACAGACAUCCAGAGUAAGUGUAUUUUCUACAGUGGAGUCAGAAGAUGGAGAGUUUCAAUUGGCCAAAGUUCAUACAAUUUCAGAUGAUAACCAGCGAUUUCUGAAUGUUGCCUUGAAAGAGAACUCAAUAAGAAAAUAUAGCACUGUCUCCAACAAUGGUGUAAUCAAAUUAUGGGACACAGAAUAUUCUAAACAGUGCAUGGCCAAUUAUGACGUGGAACCAGGGGACGGAGUCAUUGUGACAGACUGCUGGAGUUGCCUGCAGUAUAUGGACAAAUACACUUUGAUGUGGGUUAACAGGUGUUGCCUUCACAUCUUUGACACCAGGGCGGGUCUGAGAGAGAGACAGCUGGCGUGGUGUCCCCGUAAGUUGACAGAGAUGUGUGAGCAACUGAGCUAUGUGGUCCCUAGCAGCCUAAGGGACCAGUUCGUGUACCCUGUCACCACUCACCAGGCCCUCACUCUGGACCUCAGGUUCGGCUUCUGUCAGCGCUGGACACACAUGAUGGCUUCCCCUCCUCAUUUCGGUUUUGCUCAAUCAAUAGGCCAAAACCGAGAGGUGAUAUGCCUGGGUAGCCAGAACCCAUCGGACUGUGUGGCCCUGAUAAAUGAAUGGUCAGGGGAGGUCCCACAGUCUCAGUUCAAGCCCUCCAGUCUGCCACCACCUGCCAGAGGACUCCAUCUAGCCCGCCAACAGGGACUUUGUCUCGAUCCUACUCUCACUCAGAGGUGUACCCAGAGUAUGACAGGGCUGUCAUAUCUGCCGUCAAACGAAGGCCUUCAGGUUGUGAGGCAGUCAGCUACUGCAGAUGUUUUUAUCCAACAGUUGACUUCCUUGGAGGCAGACUCUAUGCAGUUAACUGUCAGAGAUCUUGAAGCAUUUACUGAGUGGUCUGAGCCCACAAGGUCCCUACAGCGUGACGCUACCAGUCUCACAGUGUCACAAGUGGUUGACUUUGUUCCAGUAUUUAAAGCGCUAACAAGUAUCCCGAGUAUUCCGGUGAAGAGCACAGUGGAGAACAGAACAAAGAAUGUGGCCAGGUGGCAGAUGUCGAAGAAGUACCUCGAAGAUUGUGUGGACAUGUUGGCCAGUAAGAUGCUGGCAGUAUGGGAGGUGGAUGAUGAGGACGAGUGGGGUACAAACGAGGAGAUUGACACACUAGUGGAGCAGGAUCCAGCAGAGAAAGUACUCAACUGGCUCGACGCCUCGAAUCAUGCAGAUGAUAGGAACAUCACUGAUACAACACCUGUGAAGCCAACAGUUACGAGUACCCCAUUUCCUCUCCAGACUACACAUCAAGUAACAUCUCCUGCUCGCUCCUUGGACCAGCAGUCGUGGAUGUUUGAUCUGACACAGAUGACUCCUAGAGACGGACAUGAACCUACCCUCCUCUCCCCUGAUUCUGUUGAGCAGCAGAGGAAGAGGCAGAAAUUGUGUUACGAUUCCAUAGUGUCCACACCAGUCAAGCAACCAACAAGUGCCAAGAAACCACAGAGUUCAGCUAAGAAGAAGUUUGUGCCUGGUUUUUAGUUUCUUUUAUGUCGUAGGUGAUAAAUAUGUGUUUAAAUCUGUGAUAUUCCUAAAUUAAGUUUAUUAUAAAGUAUAAUUCGUUAUUUAAAACAUACAGCAUAAAAGCUAAAAACUUAUAUUCCUUUUAAAUUGUACAAAUUUUAACUGUAGUUAUAAUAUUUAUUGUUAACUAGUUCUGCCAAGUAGGUUUUCAAGCCUUAUCCUGUUUCUAUAUAUAUAUCUCCAAUAAUGUAUAUAUAAUAAUAAUAUCUAUAUAUAUAAAAGAAAGUCGUGUUAGUUACACUAUUUAUAAG
Homalodisca vitripennis (glassy-winged sharpshooter) is the source of this 2666-nucleotide messenger RNA. RefSeq lists its product as uncharacterized. The transcript has 13 exons. Lineage: Eukaryota; Metazoa; Arthropoda; Insecta; Hemiptera; Cicadellidae. The record is from RefSeq and is a predicted model, not a curated record. Bases 208 to 2373 code for a protein of 721 amino acids.